AUGGAGCAGAGUAACUUGAAACCCCGCGAGUUCAUCCCUCAACAACAUUGGUGGAAAGCCGAGGAACAGUCCGUGGGCAUGGGAUAUUACAAUCCUGAGUUCUCAACAUACACAAAUCAAGUUUCUCCAUGGCACAGUGGAAUCUCUACACAGGCAACUUCCGCUUCUCAAAGUCCACGAAGUAGCAAUAGCGGCAGUAUCCCAGGAAUAAAUUGCUACCCCCAAGAUGAUACUGCUAUUACUACCGUCGACGAAUCAACCGGUUAUCCAGCUCCUGAUGGAGUUGUUGAAAUUGAUCACUCUAUGAUGAUGCCCAAGACUCACGUAUUCGAUAUUCCUCUCAACCACCGUUCAUCCUUUGAUACAGAAUUCGACCCUUGGUCCGAUACAUGCAGCCAUUCAGAUCGCAAUGUGACCCCAGAGCAACAAUGGUCUUCUCCUCUUCCUCCAGAUUCUAUGGGAUUCCCACAACAAAUUCGUCGCUCAAAAAGUCGUCCCGCUGGUACGGGUAGCACAUCUGCCCCAAGCGGAGUCCGCAAAUCUACUACAGAACGUCGCACAACUUCUGUACCGGGUCGUAAUCGUCGUCGUCGCGCCGCAACCAGCACAAGCGGCACAGGAAGUUCUCCUCGAACAUUCGUCUGCAGUUUCUCACGCUACGGAUGUGAAAGUACAUUUGUUUCUAAGAACGAAUGGAAACGCCAUAUUACAUCUCAACACCUACAGCUGGGAUUCUACCGUUGUGAUGUGGGGAAAUGCAGCAUGAACACACAUACUUCUUCCUGUUCCUCUACACAUUCUCCUUUCUCUCAAUCACAUACCCCAUCUCCUGCUCCUGGUCAACCGAACGAUUUCAACCGAAAAGAUCUCUUCACACAACAUCAGCGCCGUAUGCAUGCGCCUUGGUUACAAUCUGGACGCAGGCGAUCCCCGACAGAUGCGGAACAUGCCGCCUUCGAGGCUAGUCUCGAGGAAGUACGUCAGCGGUGCUGGGUUGGACUCCGGACUCAGCCGCUGCAGAGCCACUGUGUGUUCUGUAAUGAAACGUUUACCGGUGACGGAAGUUGGGACGUGCGCAUGGAACAUAUCGGUCGCCACUUCGAGAGAGAUGACCGACAAUCCCUGGGAGAAGAGAGUGAGGAUCUUUCAUUGAAAGGGUGGGGCCUCAAUGAGGGUAUUCUUGUUUCUGUCGAUGGCAAAUGCUUAUUGUCGUCACACGUGGCGGUUGGAGUCUGA
Penicillium malachiteum is the source of this 1236-nucleotide messenger RNA. Its product is annotated as putative C2H2 finger domain protein. Gene Ontology annotation, molecular function: DNA-binding transcription factor activity. The coding region runs from base 1 to 1236 and encodes 411 amino acids. The transcript has a single exon. The record is from RefSeq and is a predicted model, not a curated record. NCBI's taxonomy places the organism in Eukaryota, Fungi, Ascomycota, Eurotiomycetes, Eurotiales, Aspergillaceae.